AUGUUCGCUCGAUCUGUCCUGCGUUCUUCACCCUCACUCCGGCAAGCUUUGUCUCCCUCUUUCAUCAGAUCAUUCUCGUCAACACCUGCAAUCAUGGUCAAAGUCGGCGAAUCCAUCCCGAACAUCGACCUGGUCGAGGACUCCCCCGGCAACAAGGUCAACCUUUCCAAGGAGCUCGGUUCCGGCAAAGGGGUCAUCAUCGGCGUCCCCGCUGCAUUCUCGCCCUCAUGCUCCGACACCCACAUCCCUGGCUACAUUGCCAGUGAUAAACUCAAAAAUGCCGGAAAGGUCUUUGUGGUAGCUGUCAACGAUCCUUUUGUCACCAAGGCUUGGGCAAAGAGUCUCGACGAGUCGAAGAGCAGCGGCAUUCGAUUCCUCGCUGACCCUGCCGGCGAGUUUACUCGAGCUUGGGAUGUCGAGUUUGAUGCUACGCCACUCUUGGGCAACAAACGAAGCAAACGCUACGCCGUGGUCACCGAAGAUGGAAAGGCUGUCAAGGUUGCUGUUGAGCCCGACAACACCGGCCUCACGGUUUCCGCUGCGGAUAAAGUGUUGUAG
Molecule: messenger RNA, 558 nt
Organism: Capronia epimyces CBS 606.96
Lineage: Eukaryota; Fungi; Ascomycota; Eurotiomycetes; Chaetothyriales; Herpotrichiellaceae
Product: peroxiredoxin 5, atypical 2-Cys peroxiredoxin
Exons: 4
Coding region: 1-558 (185 amino acids)
Biological process (GO): cell redox homeostasis; hydrogen peroxide catabolic process; cellular response to oxidative stress
Cellular component (GO): cytosol; mitochondrion; peroxisome
Molecular function (GO): thioredoxin peroxidase activity
Source: RefSeq, a predicted model, not a curated record